AUGAUGGCAAACAUUGCUAAAGACGGAAAGGCUCAUUCACUGAAGAAAGAGGGAAAUGUGUCUUCUCUAAGUAGUCAUGAGUUCCAGCGGAAGGAACAUCAUGGGCGCCUUAAAGACUGCGUGAGUUCUGUGUCGUACGUGGAUGAACCUAGCCAGCAUGACGCUGCCUCUCACCUCACCGUUCAGAUGGAAAACACCUAUCAGCUGGGUCCUACCAAACAUUUUCCUGUGGCUAUUGUCAAUCAAAUUCUGAAAGAUGUGUUAACUAACUACCUAGAAGAACAACAAUAUGACCCAGAGCUCUGUAGACAGAUGGCUAAGACAAUUUCUGAGGUUAUUAAAGCCCAGGUCAAGGAUUUGGAGAUCCCACGGUACAAGCUGAUUGUGGUUGUUCACAUUGGACCUCGGCGUGGCCAGAGCAUCCUGAUUGGAAGUAGAUGCCUCUGGAAUCCCGAAAGUGAUACCUUUGCAUCUUAUGUUUUCAGGAACUCUUCACUCUUUGCUCUUGCGAAUGUCUAUGCUGUUUACUUUGAGUGA
Pipistrellus nathusii (Nathusius's pipistrelle) is the source of this 537-nucleotide messenger RNA. The record is from the annotation of a GenBank genome assembly. NCBI's taxonomy places the organism in Eukaryota, Metazoa, Chordata, Mammalia, Chiroptera, Vespertilionidae.